AUGUCACAACCGGCGAAACGUGUUGCUGUUAGCUCUGUAAAUUGGGCGAAAUUGGCUGAGAGAUUAGUUCCAGAACAUAAGAAAGAAUUGGAUCGUUUGAAAAUGCAGAACUCUUCAUUUCAUGCCGAGGUUGUUCAGCGUGAGCAAGAUCUUCCAAAAGUUGAUUGGGCCGAAUUGAAAAAGCAAAUGCCUGAACAAUCGGCUGCGCUUGACACUCUUAAAAAACAAUGGGAAUCGCUGAACAUCGCUUAUGGAACUAUUCCAGAAAAUUUUCAAAAGGAAAUUGACAAAUGGAUUCAAUAUAAUCAAGCACGUUUACAAUUUACCGAGCAGAAGAUAAAAGACGGACUCGAUCGUGUUAAGAAGGUUGAGGAGAAAUGGGCCAAAGCGCCACCAGUUGAGCAUAUGUAUUUAAAUUUCCACCACAUCACGUUCUUUCCUCAUGAAUUUGGAUAUGCAGAGAAGCAUGGUUAUGCUGAUUGGCGUAUCCAUCACGACGAUGGUGAAUGGCGUUAUUUCGAUUUAUUCUUUAAAGAACAAAAUGCCGAUGAGGAGUCUUACUAUCGUCGCCGCUAUCAUGAUUAUAAUGUCUAUCCAGCUGCUGGUGUGUUUAAAAGAGGAUUAUUUUUAAAAAAUAAUAUUUUAGGUAAUCCACUAACUGGUCUUGGAAUUCCUGAUGGAUCUGGACAGCCAAAAGAGCCAAAGCAUUGGCCUGUUCCGUUGACUGAAUUGGGUCGUAAUUAUGUUAAGCAAUUGAAGGAACGUAAGAGACAAGAGAAAUUGGCGGGUACUGCUGUUCCUGUUCGUGUAGACGAUCAUUGA
This is a messenger RNA of Meloidogyne enterolobii, 822 nucleotides long. The record is from the annotation of a GenBank genome assembly. NCBI's taxonomy places the organism in Eukaryota, Metazoa, Nematoda, Chromadorea, Rhabditida, Meloidogynidae.